Hermetia illucens (black soldier fly) is the source of this 1780-nucleotide messenger RNA. Its product is annotated as probable 4-coumarate--CoA ligase 3. The record is from RefSeq and is a predicted model, not a curated record. The transcript has 5 exons. NCBI's taxonomy places the organism in Eukaryota, Metazoa, Arthropoda, Insecta, Diptera, Stratiomyidae. Gene Ontology annotation, biological process: long-chain fatty acid metabolic process; fatty-acyl-CoA biosynthetic process. The coding region runs from base 103 to 1758 and encodes 551 amino acids. Gene Ontology annotation, molecular function: long-chain fatty acid-CoA ligase activity.
UCUGGUAUAAAAGGCCUGACAAAUUUUUACUUAUCAAUUCAACAAAUAAUUUUCAGCUCCAUCCCCAUUUCUUAAGAGCCAGAUACAUCUAAGAAAGCGAUCAUGAUUCAGUUCGAAAGUUCCUUUAACGCCGAAAAAAAGAUUUGGUCCGGUAGAAAAGUGAAACAAAUUUAUAAUUCAAAAUUAUCCGUUGGUGAACUGAUUCGAUCAAUUUUGCAACGUAAUCCUAAAAAGAUUGGUCAAAUUUGUGAUGAUAAUGGAGUGCGACUUACGAAUGGCGAGAUCUUGCUACGAGCCUAUAAAUUCGGAUACUAUCUCAUGGAUAGAUGGAAUCUACAAAACACGGAUGUGGUGGGAAUUAUAGCCAGAAACACGGAAAACCUAGCUCCACUUGUUUUCGGACUGUUCUUCUGUGGUGUGCCAGUUAAUGCCGUGGAUACCUCUUUCAGUAAAGAUGAAAUUAUCAACAUAUUCAAAUUUACAAAACCUAAACUGGUUUUCUGUGAUGCUGACGUAUAUCUGACAGUCAAAAAUUGUAUGGAAAUAUUGGGGAAUACCGCCACCAUCUAUAUUGUAACUGGAAAACAUGAAAAAGGGACGACUACCUCAGUAGAUGAAAUCUUAGACCAAGUUACAGAUGAAGAAGCCCAAAAAUUUAGACCCAAUGAACCCGAAGAUGCCACAAAUCACCCUGCCAUGAUUGUUUGCUCAUCAGGGACAACUGGACCCGCCAAAGGGGUGUGCCUAUCACAUAAUGCUCUACUUCAAGAUGGAAAUUUAAAGUUUCUCCGAGAGACCGACAUCCUGCUAUGUUUCAGUUCCCUGUACUGGUUGUCAGGGGUAUUAUCUCUUAUUGUAGGAACCAUCCGCGGUCUAACAAGAAUCAUCACUAGUCAACCUUUCACUCCCGAGUUAAUGCUAGGCUUAAUAGAACGAUACCGAGUUACAUCUAUCAUAACUCCGCCAUCGCAACUAGCAUUGAUGCUCCAAUGUCCUAACAUCAAAACCAGGGACCUAUCCAGCCUUCGCGACUAUCAUUGCGGAGGUAGUCUGGUUUCACCUGCACUCUGCGGAGAAAUGGAAGAGUAUCUUCCAAAUGGGAGAAUAUCAGUUGUAUACGGAUCAACAGAAAUAGGAGGAGCUGUAAGCACUAAUAUGAAUCCUUUCAAGUCUGGUUCAGUUGGAAAACUAGUUGACAACGUUCAAGUGAAAAUUGUGGACGAUAAAGGUACUGCAUUGGGACCUAAUGAAAAUGGAGAGAUUUGUGUGAAAACCGUAUACAAAUUUCUUGGUUACUAUGGCCGGGAAAAGGAUCUUGGUACUGCCUUAGAUAGCGAAGGCUGGAUCCACACUGGAGAUAUUGGUCACAUGGACAAUGACGGGUUCUUAUUCAUAGUCGAUAGGAAGAAGGAAAUAAUGAAAUAUAAAAAUUUCCAUUUCUCACCAAGUGAACUAGAAAGUUUUCUUUUGGGCCUCCCGGGUAUUAGUGAAGUCUGCGUUUGUGGAAUCCCGGACCCAAUCUUUACUGAUCUUCCAGCCGCCGUCAUUGUACGCAGUAAGGACUCAACUAUCCCAGAAAAGGAUAUUCAUAAUUACAUGAGGAGUCACCUAUCAGACCACAAGCAGCUGCGCGGUGGGAUUUAUUUCGUGGACAGCCUACCUAUGACCGCCUCGGGGAAGUACAAGAGAGGAAUGGUAAAAGACAUUGCUAUGGAGUUGUACAGAAAGAGGGUGAAUGGUAAGAACCACCUAAUCUAAGUGAAUUAAAUAAUAAAACCAU